Rotaria sordida is the source of this 951-nucleotide messenger RNA. The record is from the annotation of a GenBank genome assembly. Lineage: Eukaryota; Metazoa; Rotifera; Eurotatoria; Philodinida; Philodinidae.
AUGAUGUCAACAGAAUCUCCAACACAAAAUCAACAACAACAACAACAACAACAGCAAUCAACAGUAUACGAUGAGCGUGUAUUUAAUGAGCGUAUUCGUCAAUUAUUUAAUUCGAUCGAUUCAUCUUCAAUACCUCAUUCUCCUUUAUCAUCACAGGGUGAUAUUGGUCAUAUGACAUCUAUUGUUGAUGCUCUUUUUCCUGAACAAGCUUCAUUUCAUCAACAACGAGAACAACGUCAUGCAUCAACAAAUGAUCUUACAACAGCUUUGGAUCGAUUUCCAUUAUGGAAUAAUAAUAAUAAUAAUAAUAAUAAAUCGAAUAGUUCAGCAUCAGCUUUUUGUGGUGGUACAACAAAUGGUUCAUCAGCAUUUGUUAAUCGACGUCAAUCAAAAUUACAUAGUUCAUCACGUUCAUUACGCAACACUAAUUAUCAUUGUCAACAACAACAACAAAAUCAUUAUCGACCACCACCACUUACUCGACCUCGUUUUGCUUCAUCGGCAAUACGUUUACAAUCAGCGAUAACAACAACUACUCCUAAUAAUAAUAGUACUAAUGGCCUUCAACGAUCAUCAUCAUCAUUGUCGACUAAUAAUAGUAUAUGUGGUACAACUGAUUAUCAACCUCGUUUUGCUAGUCGUCUUUCAAGUAGUCGAUUACCUACGGCUGCACCACCUGUAGGAUCUUAUGAUCAAAUAGCGAGUAAUAAUAUUACAAUAGAUCCAAUAGUUCCACCAUCAGCAACAUCUACUAUUGGUGUUAUGAAUCAACCAUCAUCAGCUUCUGCUGGACUUGCUCGCAGUACUUCAUCAGCAAAUGCUCAACCACAACAAUUUGUUACUAUGACACAAACAACAACAACAACAUUUUGUUAUGUACCUGCUUCUGGUUCACUUGCUUAUAAUAAUUUAUCAGGUACAAAUCGAAAUGCAACAAUUUCUCAUCAUUAA